UACGAGACGUUGGCCAUCACUCAGAGCGUCAUCUUCGUCAACACUCGUCGCAAGGUGGACUGGCUCACGGAUAAAAUGAGGAGCCGUGACCAUACGGUGUGGGCGACUCACGGAGACAUGGACCAGAACACUAGAGACAUUAUCAUGAGAGAGUUCAGGUCUGGCUCUUCGCGUGUGCUGAUCACGACCGAUCUCUUGGCUCGUGGGAUUGAUGUGCAGCAAGUGUCUUUGGUUAUUAACUUUGAUCUGCCGACUCAGCCUGAGAACUACCUUCACCGUAUUGGUAGGAGUGGGAGGUUUGGGAGGAAAGGUGUGGCGAUUAACUUUGUGACCAAGGACGAUGAGAGGAUGCUUUUUGAUAUUCAGAAGUUUUACAAUGUGGUUGUUGAGGAGCUUCCAUCAAACGUAGCCGAUCUUCUUUGAAGAAGAGGAAGAAAAGGUUACUUGGUUUGCAAGUUUCGUAUUUGAUUUUUGACCCCUCUCUCUCUCUUUCUGAAUCAUCUCGAGACCAGUUUUUCAUUUUUUUUUUCUAGUAUUCAACCAACUCUUUCGAACAUAUGUUGUUUCUUUUUACCAUUUUUCUUUUUUAAUAUCAUGCAAUGUUUACCUAA
Brassica napus (rape) is the source of this 611-nucleotide messenger RNA. RefSeq names its product eukaryotic initiation factor 4A-6-like. The record is from RefSeq and is a predicted model, not a curated record. The coding region runs from base 76 to 423 and encodes 115 amino acids. Lineage: Eukaryota; Viridiplantae; Streptophyta; Magnoliopsida; Brassicales; Brassicaceae. Gene Ontology annotation, molecular function: RNA binding; RNA helicase activity. The transcript has a single exon.